UGUUUGGCGCCAGCAUUUCGCGGGAUAGCUGGGCCGGGCUGCGCAGAGACGUGGGACAACAGAGGAGCUUGAGACCAUUUGUAUGACUGUGUCCAACUUUUCCAGCAGAAGCAAAGGUGCUGCCGGAGCAGCUCGUCGACCUGUCCGCCUGCCUCGCCUCUACUUCCACAUCCAGAGGGCUUGUGGGAGAAAGUAAUGAUGAUGGCCACUCUGGGGCCGCCAGCUAGUUUUAGCUUUCUGCCUCUGCUGGAGUCCCUGGAAGAUGGGUCGGUUGGACAGUCCGAGCACACAGACGCCUAUCUUACCAUUGCCAAUCGCCUCAGUGGAGAAGACGGGCGGCAAUUCCUUCCUUCUGUUGAAAAGCACUUUCCUCGUUUUGGCAAAGCAAUUUUGGCUCACAUCACCAGUCCAAAUGCAGAGUUGAGCCAGGCCGCCCUGCAAGCCUUGGGCUUUUGUGUUUAUCAUUCACAUGUCGUCUCUGGAGUCCCAGAUGCCCUUCUCGGCGAAAUCUUGUCUGUACUUUGUUCCUUGGUGGUUAAGUCAACAGAGAAGAACACUCGCACCCGAGCGUUAUGGGUCAUUUCGAAGCAGAGUUUUCCUUCAAGUGUCGUUGCCAAAAAUGCUUCGUUGAUACUUACUUCACUGGAGUCUGUCUGGAGCAAAGAAGAUGUCCAGUCUGUGGUCACAGAACAUGAAGCUCUGAAUGUUGUGAUUAGGAUGCUGGAGCAGGUACCAACUGAAAUGGGUGACGAGGUGAUGCGGUGGGCAAAGCUGGUCAUCCCUCUUGUCGUGCACUCGGCUUCCAAGGUGCGGCUGCGAGCUGCAGCUGCUAUGGAGUUGGGAAUGCCACUGCUGCUGAAGAAGCAACUAGCAGUGGCUGGUGUGAUUGAACCUCUGAUGUCCACUAAGCUAAUCCCAGAGUUGCAGAAGCUCUACAUGUCCAAGAAUGAAACUAAUGUCCUGAAGCUCUGGGCUCUGUUUGUCAAACUUCUGGGGAAGGUGCUGCACAAAGCUGGUCCCUUCAUCAACUCUCUGCUGCACCUGGAGGAGCUGGGCUUCCGGAGCUCUUCACCCACCAUCAAGAAAAUCGCCUUCAUUGCCUGGAAGAGCUUGAUUGACAAUUUUGCUCUGAAUCCAGAUAUCCUGUGCAGCGCCAAACGUAUCAAACUCCUGCUGCAGCCACUCACAUCCAUCAACGUCAAAACUGAGGCUCUGAUGCUUACUAAAGUGGAGGUCUGGUGGUACCUAGUGAUCCAGAUCGGACCCAACCUGUCAUCGCACUUUGAUCAGGUGGCUGUGCCGCUGCUGCAGUGCACCAUCAGAUCCAACUCUUCUGCUCCUUUCUGCACCCCAGCCAGAUCAACUGGUCAAAAUGGAACUUCAUCACCUGCCACUCCAGGAACGCCAGGCUUCACUAGUCCAUUCAACACGUCUCGAAUGAACCUAAACUCCAGCAUGCAGGGCUCUGCCUUUCCUUCCAUCCAGCUGUUGGGUCUGGAGAUGAUUCUCCAUUAUUUGCUCGGGCCUGAAGUGGUUGCCACAGCAAUGAAGAAAAAGCUGCUGCUCUCCCUAGAGCCUUUGAACGCACCGCUUGUCUCGUCUGCCUCAACUUUCACCAAACAUGCUGCUGUCCUCAUCUCCAAUAUCAAAGAUGGGAUCAUCAACACUGGCAGAGACGCUCCAGAGCCUCUUCUGACUCUCCUAUGGAGUCACCUCUUACAUUUUGUCAACCUGACGAUUGAGGCUGGCAGCAAGAAGGACCGUCAGGGCAGUGAAGUUCUCACUCUGACUCUUCUGGCCCUGCAGAGCAUCGUGAACUUAGAAGCUCUGUCUGCUGACAAAGUCCUGGCACUAUUUGAAAUCACAGUAAAGGGAAUUUCUCAGCGAGUCCUUGGAUCUGCUUCCUAUCAAGUUGGAAAGAUGGAUGUUCUCAAUGGAACACCAGCACUUUAUCUGAUCCAGCUUCUCUACAGCAGCAGCAUGCUGGCCGCUUAUAUAGAAGAUACAAGGUUUUAUGUCUGCCUUCAGACUCUGGUGGCCUGCGGAUUGUCUGGCCACACGUCACCUCUGGCCUUUGCUGAAGCAGUUUUGUCCACCAUCAGCCGCAAUUCUGGGUCAGUGCAGAACAAAGAGCAGCUAUGCAGGAUGUGGAGCACCAUUGUCGGCCCACUCACAGAGACAGUCACACAGUCUAAUGAGGUUAACCAAGGAGAUGCUCUGGAGCACAAUUUCAGCGCCAUGUACACUGGGCUGAUGUUCCCCGUCAGCCACUUGCUCCCUGGGACGCCUCUGCAGCAGGCAUCACAGAAGUCUGUGCUGUCUGCUUGGGCUAAGAUGUACAAAGUGUUUGCUCGUUGCUCCGCACUGGUGGUGACUGCUGAAGAGAAUAUCUGCUGUGAGGAGCUCUGUGCAAAGAUGGCUCCUUCUCUGGACAAAGACACUUUCAUGGAUCCCUUGAAGUUGAACUGCAUUGCUUCUAUAUUCCAAGUCAUGGUGGAGUGUGUGGAUUUUUCUCCAUACACGCCACAGUUUCAGCAGAAGCUCAAAUCGCCUCACACACCAAUGAACUGGGCGAGGAAGAGAAACAAGACUGUACGCAACUUGUCCACCUUCCUCAUGCUGCUGGUUCAAUGCCUGGAUGUUCACUUGGAGAACGCCGACCUGUCCACAGAUGGGUCGAGCAUGGCCCUGGUGUCCAUCCUGUCUACUCUGUUCAGCAACCUCGUCCUCGCAGAUGUCGUGAAAGAGGUGCUGUCCUCUUCAAUGACGCAUCUCACCACGUUUUACCAGCUGGCUGCGGUGGAGCCGUCCAAGUUUUCGUCAUUGACUCAAGCCAAGCUGGAGAAGCUUCUCAGUGAAAUCUUCAGCUGCCUACAGUCUCGGUCAACUUUGGCCUUCGACACUGAGCUCUUGGCGCUACUCUCCCCUCUGCUCUGUGUCUUGUUCCCUCACAAGAACAAGCAGCUUCGCACUUCAACCACUCAAUUCUGGAACUCCAGCUUUGCCAACUCAGUCAGCCUCACGUAUCCUGAUGAACUCAGACCAGUACUGAGUCAGGUCAAACAGAAAACUCCUAUUAUUCUCCCUGGCUUCGAAGUUGUCAGUGUCCCAGAUGAUCUCAGCGAACCGUAUUCUAGUGAGAGUUCCCAGAUGGAGACGAAGCUCAGCGGCAUCAACGUUGCUGUUGGCAAAAGAGACUCGCUGCUGGGGAUGACGUCCAAAUUGACGGACAGCAACACUCCGAAAAAACCCAAACCAGUUUCUACAAAGUUGGAGUUCAGCUCCCCCAAACCUCCGCGCCAGGAGUUCUUGGAGGAAGAAGCGUCGACUGACUUUGUCUUCAUUCCCCCCGAGACGAAGGAGCGAGUCUUGACGGAGCACCAGAAGGAAGUGAAAAGAACAAAAAGGGUGGACAUUCCUGCCAUGUACAACAACCUUGACGCGUCCUUGGACACGACCGUCUUCACCCAGUACACUCAGAGCCAAGACGACUCCACGAGCAAAUUACCCACAGAGCCUGCAGACAAGGAAGUUACUGAAUCUUCAGGAAAGGUGCCUGAUGAUGGCAGCGUUCCUCAGGAAGCUCCGGUGGAGACGGACAGGGAAGUUCAAACCAAAGAUGCUCCAGAGACCAGCAAGGCAUCAGAUGAUGGGACGAAACCAGAGCGGUCCACCGAUGUGUCAAUGGAGGAGGUGGAGAAGAGUGAUUCUCCUGCUGAAGAGACCAACAUGCAAGCAGAGAACAACACAAGUCCCAAUGUGUCUGGCUCUUCAGAUGUGGUGUCUGGAACACCACCAAGGUCUGGAAGCAACAGUCGUCGCCAGUCCUUUAUCACCCUGGAGAAAUACAGUGGAGGAAAGCCGUCCAUCCCAGAAGCCUCUUCCAAAUUUGUAGUCAGUCUUGUGAAGCUCUCUUGCAGCAAAGAACAAAUGGAGACACUGAAAAGUCGUUCACAAGAGAAGGGGUCUCCAGAAAGUGAGAGCAACACCUCCCCCCCUGCAAAUGACAUUUUUGAGUCUCCCCGAAGGCCCAAAGUCAGGGGGGAGAAGACGAAGCCAGUCUGCCUGAUGGACCGGCUUCCCAGUGAUCCAACAGACGACGAAGAAGUCAUCCCCGACACCCAAACUGGGGUCAAAGAGAGUGAAAACGUCAACACCGAGGAGAAUUCCUCAAGCUCCGAAAGAGAAUCUCAAACGACGGAUUGCGAUUCCUUAGAUGAGCCGAGGAGAUCGAGCCGUCGAAGAAUCAAACCUCUGCUUCCCGGCGAGGACCUGCAGGAGCGUGAAUCAAAGUACACCGUCAAAAAAAAAGGUUUGGAAGGGAGCAGAAAAAGCGAAUCCCUCACUACGCCAGAGAGUCGACCCAACACUAGAGGCAAAGCAGCUGCGGAGGAGGAGAGCGCCGGCAUCCAGUUACGAUCCAGGUCUCGAGAUAAGAACGAAGCAAGUCCGCCUAGCUCUCAGGGCAGCGUGCGGCGCCGGAAGAUGAAACUGUACAGCAAUUCGGAUUACUUUCUUCCUCAGACUGACGUCAGAAAACACCGCUCUAAAGUCCUCCAGUCCAGUCAAAAUGACUUGCAAACGGACACUCAGUCAGACUCGGAUAGUCCGUCGCAGGGUCUGGGGCGUAAAUCUAGAGUCAGGUCAAAACAGCAAAGUAGGAAUGAAGGAGAUUUGAUGGAGAAGGAGUCUGACCUGAAUAAACCGGAGCCUCCAGAUCAAAACAAGGCAGAGAAGACUGAUUCACAACAUCAGACGGCUUCUGCCCCGUCUGACGUCAGAGAGCAGACUAAAGAAGGAAGUAAAGAUAAGGACCAUGAAAGUCCUCCAGCAAUUGUGGAAUCUCGACGGUCAGUUGCAGAAGCCGGAAGUGCCGCAUCAAGCCAAACUGAGUCGAGUAGAGAGGACAGCGAACCUCAAAGUGACCCCCAGGGGGCACCAUCUCCCGAGAGCCAGGUUGCAGGACAAACAAGAAAACGAAAGAGCUUGUCUACGAAGGCCGAACCGUCGCCAGGCACUCCAAAUUCAACUGUAUCUCUGAGGCGUGGCAGGUCUCUGUCGUCCCUGUCAGCUGACAGCACUGACACCCCAGGUGGCUCCCAAAGUUCCCAAUCAUCUGUCCUGUCAGAUGGGAGGAAGAAACGAGGGAGACCCAAAAAAGAGUCGGUUAAGAGCGUGACUCAGUCGACGCAGGAAGCUAAAUUGCACACGAGGCGAACUCGAGCUUCACUUUCAACUCAGUCUCAUGAAAGCACAGAUGAGUGCUCAGAACAGAACUCCCAAGAUUCUCUCGUCUUGGAAACAAGUGACACUCCGGAUUUGGAAGGUUUUCCGAAUCAACAAGAGUCAAAGGCUUUUGCUCCUGACCUAGUAAGUAAUGCUGAAGAGCAAGGGAAGGAAGACUUGGAAACGGAGGUGGGUGACAGGGGGCAGGACCAGGAAGAGACAGGUCCAUCUGACAGUGCCUCUCCUCAGAAGAAAAGACAAAAGCUCCAGACCUCGGCGACUGAAACUGAGGUGACAGAAUCUGAAGAACAUUGUGGAGACCCUGACUCCAACACUAAUGUGGUGCCUGAGGUUCUGGACGAGCUGCCAUGUGAGCCGUCAGACGACAUGGUGGCUCCAUCUGCUGCACAGGCUGCUGAAGGACAGGAGGUCUCUGCUUCUUCAGUGGAGGAGAUUGGUACAGCCGUAGAAGAGGACCCUCAUCCAGACGUUGAGGAGCCUUUAACCAAAGACCUGCCUUCACCUACCCCUGAGCAAGAGGGUGACGCAUCAGAACUGAAGACAGCCCUCACAUUUGAAGAUGUGGAGGAGAGGAAGGACACACCUUCAGUGCACGAUCAAGCUGAGGAGAACAUGGAGGCUUCCAACACUGUGACUGAAGUCAAUGCAUCAACUGCUGAUGCGUCGGACACUUUAGCUGCUGCAGAGUCAACAGACCAAAAUGAUCUUCAGACUUCACCAGCAAAACCCAUGGAGCUCCAGUUGUCUUCCGCUGUCGAUGUUGUUCAAAGCCCGAGCAGUUCCAGGACCAAAGGCACCUGGUCUCCCUCCGCCUCCCCCUCCACUAGUAUUCUGAAGAAAGGGAUGAAGAGGCCCUAUGAAGAGGAGAGUCCUUCACCGCUGGUCAAGUCCAGACGAGUUUCUUUUGCAAAUCCGAUUCAGCAGCAGGAAACAGCCGACGAUAUUGACCGCCGCAGCCCUGCAUUGAGGACCAGCUCACCAAGGAGGUCCAAGCUCAGCAGCCUACCGCAGCCAAAGUUUGUCACCACCCCAACUAAGGGCCUGCUGGUCUUCAGUCCCCGGGUUCUCCACAGUCCAAGUCACAAGAGCUCCAAGAAAUGCUUGAUUUCUGAAAUGGGCCAGGAACCUCGUCCCGUCUCCAAAGACUGCAUCUACCCCCCACUGGUUGGCUGCCCGGCGCCCGUGGAGGCCGUGCUGCCCCACAUCAGCUACAACAUGUGGGCUCGUGGCUUUGGGCAGCUCAUGCGUGCUAGAAAUGUUAAAACGGUGGGCGACCUGAGCGCCCUCACUUCCACUGAGGUCAAGGCUCUACCCGUACGCUCUCCAAAGGUGUCAAAUGUGAAGAGGGCUCUUCGCAUCUACGAGCAGCAGCGCAAGAGCUGCGGUGUGGAGGUGCUGAAGAGUUUUGAUGAAACCGAGAUGAUGACAUCAGAGCUCGAGGACCUGAGUGCGCCAGUCCAGGACGAAGAUGAUAAGGCUUCAGUGGAGACUCUAGCAACCGCUCUGGAGGACGAUCCCGUGCCUGAUGCAGAGAGCGCUGAGCCGGACCCUCAGGUGUUGGAGGCCCCCAAAGAAGAAGCACAACCUGAGGAGCAGGCCGACGGACUUCAGUCGGACGUGGACAAACUGUGCAGCAGGAUGACGCCACCGGAGCUGGGCCUCUGCUCGCCGCAGCAGCUGGUGGCGAUGCACGAUCAACUGGGAGACAUGAUGAGGCGUGUGGUGGUGGAACUGCAGACUCGACUCUGUCCAGCUGCAGACAAGCACUGAGGAUCGCGGGCUCCAUGAGAAAACAGAGUGGCUUUUAAAUCCAUUGCAGGAUUUCUUCUCCUCUGCUAUAGUAUUUUUAAAUAACUGUACAUUAAUAGUACUGUUUUUUACGCUUCACUCAUUUUUAAGCCGUGUUUGGUGGAGCUUCUACUAAACAAUGGACGGUGAGCAAACUUUGUAGCGGAUAAAAAAAUUCCAUGGCAUGAUGGGUUUUGAGUUUGUAAAUACCCAAUACGCCUCCCUCCCCCUUCUUGUUUGUCUUGUUUAAAUGUAGUAAAAAGUAUGUGAGUAACCUAGAUAUGGCACAUUCAAGAAGUUGUUUUUUUUUUUUUAAGUGUUUCAAUAAAAUGUAUUUCAUUGUAUUUUCAAGGUUUGUGUUUUUCCCCCCUGAAAGAGGAACAUGAUUUGGUCUAACCAGAGCUAUAGGUGUUUGAUGCAGUUUUGCAAAGACGAUGGAGCGAUCGAGUGUGUACUGACAACUCACUAUGUAAGUGCUGUCGUCACUGUCAUCCUAAUGUACCUGACAAAUGAGGUGAAAGGAAGAAGAUGUACUGCAGUACCUGUGUCUUUAAAUUGUUUUUUCGCCUUUAGAAACAUAGAAUAUUGUGGGAUUUAUUGUGCUAUUGUGCUGGAUAAAUUCCCUUUUAACUCAUUGCAUUUUCAAAUAUUUCUUUACAUUAUUUAAUCUCGAUUUAGGAAUUGUACAUUUAGCGUUUAGUCAGACAAUGUUGGUGGCGUCACUGUGACUGUGUUUCAGCUCUCUUGGCACCAGAGAGCUGAAUUUGUGAGGACAAGUUGCUGAUGAGGUUUAUAGCGUCCAAUGAAGUCUAAUCGACUGAGAGUCCUGCCAAGAACUUGCUGCACUAUGAAGCCCCUUCUUAUUCUACAUUUCAACUCAAGCAUUAACUUGACGCUGCAGUCAAAGAAAAACGCUGUGGAUUUACGUCCGAUGUGGAGCACAACUCAUUUUUAGCAUUUUUGCUGACUUGUCUUUUCAGUGGAACUGCCAAGUGGGAUGAAAUAAAACUGAUGUACUGCGAGAA
This is a messenger RNA of Synchiropus splendidus (mandarinfish), 8060 nucleotides long. It is a transcript of the gene rif1, whose product is annotated as replication timing regulatory factor 1. Gene Ontology annotation, biological process: telomere maintenance. The coding region runs from base 196 to 7017 and encodes 2273 amino acids. The transcript is spliced from 35 exons. The record is from RefSeq and is a predicted model, not a curated record. Gene Ontology annotation, cellular component: nucleus. Lineage: Eukaryota; Metazoa; Chordata; Actinopteri; Syngnathiformes; Callionymidae.